Molecule: messenger RNA, 1817 nt
Organism: Etheostoma cragini (Arkansas darter)
Lineage: Eukaryota; Metazoa; Chordata; Actinopteri; Perciformes; Percidae
Product: microtubule-associated protein futsch-like
Exons: 2
Coding region: 219-1817 (532 amino acids)
Source: RefSeq, a predicted model, not a curated record
CCCAACCGAGGUUAUAUAAGGUCUGCAAAACAUUCGGAUCUCUCACUUUGCUCUUGGUCUUGGACUUCUUGCAAAGCUAACUUGUGGAAAGCGAACUCUUUGAGUUUAAAACCGCUUGAGACAAACUACUGAAAAAAACUACGGAAUCUUGUUGAAAAAACAAAAACUUCAAAACUACUGAAUUAUUCUACUGUUGUGGGAAGCCGGAGAGCUUGAACAUGGCCCUCUGUCGUCUACCUGAGGAACAGCUGCUGAUGGGAGUCGCCCAGUUGGACAUCCGUGGAGGUGGUGUAAACCCCUUCAUUGAGCGUCUUGCAGAACUUGGCCUCCCUGAAGAUGAAGGUGAGUAUGAGGAAGGUAGGUAUGAGGAAGUUGAGUAUGAGAUUGUUGUUGCAGAUGAAGAUGAGCACUCCCCCGACGAAGAAGAUGACGAUCAACUGUUCGACAGUGACCAGGAUGAGGAUGACGACACAGGUGAUGAGGACGACUGGUCUGACAGUUUCAGCCAUGAUUCUGGGUAUGACUCCCUGUCUGAAGAGGAAGAGGAUGAAGAGGAUGAAGAGGACGUUGAAGAAGAUGUUGAAGAGGUGGUUGAAGAGGAUGAUGAUGGCAACAUCCGACCUUGCUCCCCUCUCAUCCAGCAGUUCCCAGCUCCAAUCUUUUGGCAGAGAUGGGAACAAGUGUCUCCCACUGUUCCCGCUGGUGCUAUUAUCUGGCCCCGCGCUUGUGAUGUUCAACAUCUGGAGAUUCCUGCGCAUCAAGUGGAACAUGCUGAAGAUGGUUUACCCUCAGCUUCUCAAAGGUCAAAAGAGUCUGCUCCUUCAACCUCAGGUCUUGGCUCCUCCACAAAGAGAAGCAGGGAAGAGAGCGACACACUGCAGGUAAGUAUGAAAAAGCAGAAGUGGAAUUGUGAGGACAGCCAUGAUGAGUCGGCGUCCUCGACUUCAGGCCUCGGCUUCUCCACGAAGAGGAGCAGGGAAGAGGAUGUUGAAGAGUGUGAUGAUGGCAAAAUCCGACCUUUUUCCCCUCUCAUCCAGCAGUUCCCAGCUCCAAUCUUUUGGCAGAGAUGGGAUCAAGUGUCUCCCACUGUUCCCGCUGGUGCUAUUAUCUGGCCCCGCGCUUGUGAUGUUCAACAUCUGGAGAUUCCUGCGCAUCAAGUGGAACAUGCUGAAGAUGGUUUACCCUCAGCCUCUCAAAGGUCAACAGUGUCUGCUCCUUCAACCUCAGGCCUUGGCUCCUCCACAAAGAGAAGCAGGGAAGAGAGCGACACACUGCAGGUAAGUAUGAAAAGGCAGAAGUGGAAUUGUGAGGACAGCCAUGACGAGUCAGCUCCUUCGACUUCAGGCCUUGGCUUCUACAGGAGCAGGGAAGACAGCCACAGGGAGUUAGCCCCCCCUGGUGAAGAUGGUCUACCCUCAGCCUCUCAAAGGUCAAAAGAGUCUGCUCCUUCAACCUUAGGCCUUGGCUCCUCCACAAAGCGAAGCAGGGAAGAGAGCGAAACGGUGCAGGUAAGUACGAAAAAGCAGAAGUGGAAUUGUGAUCACAGCCAUAAUGAGUCAGCAGCCUUGGCUUCAGGCCUCGGCUCCUACAGGAGAAGAGAAGACAACUACAGGGAGUCAGCCCCCUCCACUUCAGGCCUCAGCUCCAACAGGAGCAGGGGAGACAGCUACAGGGAGUCAGCCCCCUCCACUUCAGGCCUCAGCUCCAACAGGAGCAGGGGAGACAGCUACAGGGAGUCAGCCCCCUCCCCAUUCAGGAAAUACUGGAUGGGCCCUUUUGAUUACCUGAGAAGAACUGAAGACUGCGACUCUGAUUAG